This is a messenger RNA of Nannizzia gypsea CBS 118893, 1167 nucleotides long. RefSeq names its product NSFL1 cofactor p47. The transcript is spliced from 3 exons. The record is from RefSeq and is a predicted model, not a curated record. Gene Ontology annotation, cellular component: cytosol; nucleus. NCBI's taxonomy places the organism in Eukaryota, Fungi, Ascomycota, Eurotiomycetes, Onygenales, Arthrodermataceae. The coding region runs from base 1 to 1167 and encodes 388 amino acids. Gene Ontology annotation, biological process: membrane fusion; nuclear membrane reassembly; proteasome-mediated ubiquitin-dependent protein catabolic process. Gene Ontology annotation, molecular function: ubiquitin binding.
AUGGACUCUGCUGAAGACGAGAUGAUCUCGCACUUCUGUGCUAUCACAGGAGCCACUCCGGCUGUGGCUAGGCAGCACCUGGUAGCCAACAACUGGGAUCUAGACAUGGCGAUUGCAGGCGUUUACCCGGAGGAAGAGGGGCCAGAGUCGGAUUAUGAUGAUAUGGACGAUGACCAGAGUAGACAGGCUGGAACAACUGCCGGAGGUCAGGCGGCCGCGGCUUCUCGUGCACAAGGAGCUGGGUCAAAAUCUAGAGCUGGUGCAAAGAAGUUUGCAACUCUGGGGGACCUUGGUUCUGGGGAUGGUGGAGGCCCUCCUUCUCAAGAUCUUGACGAUGAUGAGCCCCAGGACCUCUUUGCAGGAGGCGAAAAGUCCGGACUUGCAGUGCAGAAUCCAGACGAUAUCAAGCGAAAAAUCAUUGAAAAGGCCAAGAAGGCAAUGCCAGCCGCCGAACGUAGCUCAACACCAGCAAAAUCGCAUUUUACCGGAACUGCUCGCACCCUCGGGGGAGACGACACUCCCAGCCGAGUUAUUGAAGACCCUAACGCAAACCAGCCGCAGCCUCUCGAGCGCGUACAGAGAACUCUUCACUUUUGGAAUGAUGGAUUUUCAGUUGACGAUGGCGACCUAUACCGAUCUACCGACCCCAAGAAUGCACAAAUAUUAGAAGGCAUCCGACAAGGACGUGCUCCGCUCUCCAUCAUGAACGUUCAGGUUGGACAGGAUGUAGAUGUCCAAGUAAAACAACACGAUUCAGACUAUGUGAGGCCCAAGGGGAAAUUUAAGGCCUUUUCCGGAUCCGGUCAACGAUUAGGCAGCCCAACUCCAGGUGUGGUGUCUACUGAACCGGCAUCUGGACCUGCAAAGGCGUCUGCUCCGGCUCAGGCUAGCACUGGCCCCGAGCAGCCAAAGAUUGAUGAGUCUCAGCCUACAGUUACCCUACAAAUCAGAUUGGGCGAUGGCACAAGGCUAACCAGCCGAUUUAACACCACGCAUACUAUCGGUGACGUGUACCAAUUCGUUGCGGGAGCCAGUCCACUCAGCCAACAGCGAGAAUGGGUUCUCAUGACUACUUUCCCGAGUACAGAGCUCAAUGAUCGCUCCGCUAUCCUGGGAGACCUAAAGGAGUACAAACGUGGCGGCGUCGUCGUUCAGAAAUGGACUUAG